ACCUCACUUGCUUAAGCAACAUAUAAACAAGGCAAGCAAAAAAAAAGAAGAAAAGAAAAUGGCUUUCUCACGCCUCUCAUUUGCUGCUUCUCUUGUAGUCUUCUCAUCUCUAAUCAUAUCUUCAGUUGCUUAUUACGGCAAUGAAGCCGACCCAGAGACCGGGAAAUUGAUUCCCAUCGCCGUUGAAGGGGUCAUCAUGUGCAAGUCCGGUGGCAAAACUUACCCAAUUCAAGGUGCAACGGCAAGAAUUGCAUGUGUGAAGGUGGAUGCUUAUGGGAAAGAGAUAGUUCCAAUAUCGAUAAUGAGCAGCAAAACUGAUGCUAAAGGUUACUUCUUCGCCACGAUAUUCCCUUCGCAGCUUCGUGCAGGAAGGACAGUGACCAAAUGCAAAGCUUACCUUUACAAAUCUCCAAUUGCUGAUUGCGAUUUCCCGACCGAUGUGAACAAAGGUGUUAGAGGACAGACAUUGAGCAAGUACCGUGUUCUUGAAGACAAGAGCUUCAAGCUUUACUGGGCUGGUCCUUUCUUCUACACCUCUGAACCUACUUACUACUAAUUCUGAUCUUUUGAUCAACGUGAAAUUUAACAUGUUCUUGAGAUGGAGAAUCUUUUCAUUUGUUUGAUUCGUCGUAAAACGUUUGUCUGAAAAUGAGCUAAGAGUUUGUUUUCUUUGUUUCUAUUUCAUGUCGUAUAUAUGACUUUGUCAUGUAUGUUAUGUUUUAAUUUUUUUUGGUAAAUGUAUGUUUUAUUGGAUUUGUUCUAAUCAUCUAAUUGCUUAUUUUGACUAUGCCUAAUGGAGAUCGUACGUACUUGACUACUUGUGUUAAAGCUCAUGGGUAGUAACUUGUAGUGAACUAUACCAUAACAUGUUACACAAAAACAAAAACUAUGCAUAAUAAACCGUUUUGGGAAAUGCAUCCAUUUUUUUUUCUAUGUGCAAGUAUAUGUUUUACAGGAGUAUCUACAUGUUACAUCGUAUGUUCAUCCCACUCUUUUGGUCUUUAUAUACAAUGACCUUGAUUUAUUGAACAUAACACAUCUAAAAGAAUUUGACUCUCUUUUUUUUUUUUUUUUUUUUUUUUUUUUUU
Messenger RNA from Arabidopsis lyrata subsp. lyrata, 1088 nucleotides. RefSeq names its product proline-rich protein 3. The coding region runs from base 59 to 556 and encodes 165 amino acids. The transcript is spliced from 2 exons. The record is from RefSeq and is a predicted model, not a curated record. NCBI's taxonomy places the organism in Eukaryota, Viridiplantae, Streptophyta, Magnoliopsida, Brassicales, Brassicaceae.